CCAGUCCCUGUAGUAACCGAGGAACUUACAGAAAAACUUGAAGAGACGAUCAAACGGAGAAUAUUGGAUGAAACAUUUGAUGAUGUAGAACGUAAACGUGAUCCCAAUUUUAAACCUUUUUUACCUUCAAAAUUAGUUGAAAUAUCAGAUGAAAAAUCAAAGAAAUCUUUGGCGGAAAUUUAUGAAGAAGAUUACAUUAGACUAACGAAGACGACAACAGAAUCGGGAGAAGUGAUUAAUGAAAAAGAUGAAGCAUUAAAAAAAGAACAUCAAGAAUUGGAAAAUAUGUUUAAGGAUUUAUGUUUCAAGUUAGAUGCCUUAAGUAAUUUUCAUUAUACACCGAAGCCGCCUAAACCUGAAAUCAAUGUUAUUACAAAUGUGCCAGCUAUCGCUAUGGAAGAAGUAAUACCAAUUAAUGUUAGCGAUGCGACCUUAUUAGCACCUGAAGAAGUAUAUGAUAAGAAAAAAGGAGAAGGUGAUACUGAAAUGAAUUCAAAUGAUAAGAAACAAUUACAUGCCAAGAAAAAACGAUUAAAGAAGAAAGAGAAGGCUAUGAGAGAACGUGAGAUAAAAGUAAUUGAAAAGAUGAAUCCUGGAUUAGGAAACAAGCACUCCAAGAAAAAAAUGUUAGAUACAUUAAUAGGUCAAAAGAAUGUCACAAUUAUUGACAAGGAUGGUACCCAAAAAUCUACAGUUAAUAAGAAAGGUAGAGAUAUCGAUUUGAGUUCUUCAAAUCUGAAAUUAUAG
Dentiscutata erythropus is the source of this 747-nucleotide messenger RNA. Lineage: Eukaryota; Fungi; Glomeromycota; Glomeromycetes; Diversisporales; Gigasporaceae. The record is from the annotation of a GenBank genome assembly.